AUGAGUGUGGUGAAAGCCGUGGACUCCGUCGCAGGCGACACUCAGAAGUUUGUGGCCAUCGAGGCGCCUCUUCAGGAGCUCUCCAAGGAGCUGUGGCGUUUCGAGGACUUCCUGGACUAUGCCCAGGAAUGCUUGGCGAUUCACCCCCCGCUCCAGAAACAUGUGGAUCGCCUGGUGCCGCGGAAGAUGCUGGAGCCCGAGUUCUGGCGCCUCUUCUUCUGCCACCUCUACAUGGGCCUCAAAGGUGUGAAAGCUCCCCCAGCAGAGGUCUUGACGAAAGAGCUUCUGGCAGAAGCCUCUGACGCAACGUCCAACGCCAUCAUCGUUGCGUUCAAGGAAGAUUCGGCCACCUUCGGAAUCCUUUCGCAAAAUGAGACGGAGGCUGUCCUGCUGCGGGACGCAGAGGACGCAGACAAGCUGGCUGCAGGCAUCGCCAAGGCCGUGUCCAAGGGUGUACUGGAAGAAGCUCCGUCCGUGGAGCCAACGCGAAAGAUCGACGUUCUCGGGAAGAGCGCAGAUGCAGUAGCAGAAGAAAUCAUUGGAGCCCUAGGCAGCGCGGCGAAGUCUGGCUGCAUUCUUGUUCUUACUGGCCUCAGCGGGACGGGCAAAGGAACAACCGUCUCCAAAUUGCAGGCAGCGUUGCCCAACGCGGCAAGCUGGUCCAACGGAAAUAUUUUCCGGGCACUGACACUGCUGGCAGUGACCCAUUGCGAGAAGUCUGGUGUGGCUUUCAGCGUGGACGUGCUGACGCCGGAGUUGCUGCAAACGUUGAUGUCAUACCUAGAGUUCGGCAAGUUCAACGGCUGCUUUGACACCAAGAUUGCAGGCUAUGGCUAUGAGUAUUUGGUGUCCGAGGUGGCCAACACUGUGCUGAAAGAGCCCAAAGUCAGCAAGAACAUCCCCACGGUAGCUGAGAUGACGCAGGGGGAGGUGGUUCAGUUUGCCGCCAAGGCAGCUGAGCAGAUGCGAGCGGACGGUAUGAAUGUUCUGAUGGAGGGCCGCUCUCAGACGCUGGACUACAUCCGAACCCCAUACCGCUUCGAACUCACUCUGUUCGAGCCCAUCGUCAUCGGCAUGCGCCGCGCUGCGCAGCGCAUGAUGGGUUUGGCGCUGGAGGACUCCAAGAAGAGCCCAUCGGCCUACGCGACACCGGCCGAGGUGGAGACAGCUUUGCGCACAGCCCUUGCCCGCAUCCUGGCCUCCGCCGUUGCGCAGGACACCUUCGGCAUGGCGGCCCCUCUCACGAGCGAGCUGUUGGAGCAAGGGGAUGACUUGUCCACCAACUCGAUCAUUGCGACCUUCCUGGCAGAUCCCGAUUUUGUGGCGCUCUCCUUCAAUGAGACGGAGGCUGUCCUGCAGCGGGACGCAGAGGACGCAAACAAGCUGGCUGCAGGCAUCGCCAAGGCCGUGUCCAAGGGUGUACUGGAAGAAGUUCCGUCCGUGGAGCCAACGCGAAAGAUCGACGUUCUCGGGAAGAGCGCAGAUGCAGUAGCAGAAGAAAUCAUUGGAGCCCUAGGCAGCGCGGCGAAGUCUGGCUGCAUUCUUGUUCUUACUGGCCUCAGCGGGACGGGCAAAGGAACAACCGUCUCCAAAUUGCAGGCAGCGUUGCCCAACGCGGCAAGCUGGUCCAACGGAAAUAUUUUCCGGGCACUGACACUGCUGGCAGUGACCCAUUGCGAGAAGUCUGGUGUGGCUUUCAGCGUGGACGUGCUGACGCCGGAGUUGCUGCAAUCGUUGAUGUCAUACCUAGAGUUCGGCAAGUUCAACGGCUGCUUCGACACCAAGAUUGCAGGCUAUGGCUAUGAGUGUUUGGUGUCCGAGGUGGCCAACACUGUGCUGAAAGAGCCCAAAGUCAGCAAGAACAUCCCCACGGUAGCUGAGAUGACGCAGGGGGAGGUGGCUCAGUUUGCCGCCAAGGCAGCUGAGCAGAUGCGAGCGGACGGUAUGAAUGUUCUGAUGGAGGGCCGCUCUCAGACGCUGGACUACAUCCGAACCCCGCACCGCUUCGAACUCACUUUGCCCGAGCCCAUCAUUAUUGGCAUGCGCCGCGCAGCCCAGCGGAUGAUGGGCGCCGCGCUGGAGGACCUGCGCCGCGGAAGCGCCGGCGGGACGCCCGGUGCGCUGCGAGGGGCCCUGGGCCGGAUGCUGCACCCAGGCGCACAGCAGUUGCCUCACACGGAUCGUGUUGCCACGCGGUCGCCUGCCCUUUUCAACGCUCACAGGGAGGAUACCGCGCAAUACGGAGCCGUGAGCUGUCCUCAUGCCACUCGCGACAAGAGGGGCAUCGAUCCAUCAGCUUUCGGGGCUAGCCCCGACGGUUUCGGACAGCCGGUGCUCUCGUGUGACCAGGCGGAGUGGCGAGCGGCGGCCUGGGGCUUGGAGAAGGGUUGGCACGAGCGCGGCUGCACCAAGCGCGCCUGGUGCGUUUCGCGUCGGUGGCGAGAGAUGCUGAGGAAUUCCCGGGUGCCGCUGGGCGAUGGCCAGAAGCACCAGGACGUUCCCUUGAAGCUCCUCCCAAAGGACAAGGCGGAGCUCCUUCCUGACCAGGUCAUCCGUCAGGAUGCGGAGGACACCGAGAAACUGGCCGCCGGCAUCGCCAUCGCCGUCUCCAAGGGCGCUUUGGAGGAGGAGCCGGCCGCAGAGCCGGCGCGCAAGGUGGACGUUCUUGGGAAGAGUGCGGAUGAGGUGGCGAAAGAGAUCAUUGGGGAGCUGGGGAGUGCUCCGAAGUCUGGAUGCAUAGUUGUACUGACCGGGCUCAGCGGCACUGGCAAAACGACCACAGUUUGCAAACUGCAGGCUGCAUUGCCCAAUGCGGCGAGCUGGUCAAACGGCCAUGUGUUUCGAGCUCUGACCUUGCUGGCCGCGACCCAUUGUGAGAAGUUUGGGUUGGAGUUGUGCGAAGAGACGCUGAGCGCAGACUUACUGGAGCAGCUGAUGGCGUGCUUGGAAUUCGGAAAGUUUGAUGGCCGCUUUGACACCAAGAUUGCAGGUUAUGGGUAUGACUGCUGUGUCUCGCAAGUUGCCGACACUUUGCUGAAGGAGCCUACGGUGAGCAAGAAUGUUCCCACAGUUGCUGAGAUGACUCAGGGGGAGGUAGUGAAAUUUGCGGCGCAGGCUGCUGAACAGAUGCAAGCAGAUGGCAUGAAUGUUCUCAUGGAGGGCCGGUCACAGACGCUGAACUAUAUCCGAACCCCGCACCGCUUUGAGCUGACCCUGCCCGAGCCGGUCGUCAUCAGCAUGCGCCGUGCUGCGCGGCACUUGACGGGCGCUUGUGACGCUUCCGACACCGACGUGAGCGCAAAAGCCGAAGUCGAGAGGUCACUCCGGGUGACCCUUGCAACGUUUUUGGCCUCGCCCGUUGCGAAGGAUGCAUUCGGAGAAGCUGCCCCUCUUACCUGGGAGUUGUUGGAGCAAGGGGAUGACUUGUGCACCAACUCGAUCGUCGCAGCUUUCCUGUCGGAUCCCGGUUUCAUAUCCUUGUCCUACAACGAGAUGGCAUUAGUGCUUCGGCGGGACAAGGAGGAUGCAGAGAAGCUGGAAGCAGGCAUUGCCAAGGCCAUAACCCGUGGAGUAUUGCAAGAACUGCCAGAUGUGGAGCCGACUCUGAAGAUUGACAUCCUCGGAAAGAGUGCGGCGGUAGUGGCCGAAGAGAUCAUUGGAGCCCUGGGCAGUGCUGCGAAGUCUGGCUGCAUCAUUGUCCUGACUGGCCUGAGCGGCACUGGCAAGGGAACGACGGCCGCCAAACUGCAGGCUGCAUUGCCUAAUGCGGCGAGCUGGUCAAACGGCAAUGUGUUUCGGGCUCUGACCUUGCUGGCCGCGACCCAUUGUGAGAAGUUUGGGUUGGAGUUGUGCGAAGAGACGCUGAGCGUGGAGUUACUGGAGCAGCUGAUGGCGUGCUUGGAAUUCGGAAAGUUUGACGGCCACUUUGACACCAAGAUUGCAGGUUAUGGGUAUGACUGCUUUGUCUCUCAGGUUGCCAACACAGUGCUGAAGGAGCCUACGGUGAGCAAGAAUGUUCCCACAGUUGCUGAGAUGACUCAGGGGGAGGUAGUGAAAUUUGCGGCGCAGGCUGCUGAACAGAUGCAAGCAGAUGGCAUGAAUGUUCUCAUGGAGGGCCGGUCACAGACGCUGAACUAUAUCCGAACCCCGCACCGCUUUGAGCUGACCUUGUCGGAGCCCCUUAUCAUUGGCAUGCGUCGCGCUGCGCAGCGGAUGAUGGGCACAGCCCUGGAGCUGCGUGAGGCGGAUGCUCUGCAGGCCUUGCGCUUGGCCUUGGCCCGUUUGCAAGGCGCAGGCGGGGUUUGGCGCAAAGCGUCCAUUGGCUGA
Messenger RNA from Effrenium voratum, 4326 nucleotides. Lineage: Eukaryota; Dinophyceae; Suessiales; Symbiodiniaceae. The record is from the annotation of a GenBank genome assembly.